AUGGUAAAAAUUAUAUUAGUUAUAAACUUGAAUGACUUAUUGAAUUAUUGUGGUUAUCUUAGUUCUGUUUAUAUUCAUAUACAAUUACAUCAUACAAUUGUCUCAUUAGAGAGUGUUCGUUGUGAUGUAAUUUCACCUGUGUAUUUUCAAUUAAUUAAAUCUUUAUCUACUCUUACUUAUUUCUUUCCUUUUUACUUCUUUUUCUUUUCUAUCUUUUUCUUUUUUCUUUUAUUCUUAUGUUCUUUAUUUCUUAUGUCUUUCCUAUUUCUUGUUUCCUUAUUUCUCUCUUUUAUUUAUCUUCUUGCUUUUCUAUAUUUUUCUCCUUCUUUUUUUCCUUAA
Molecule: messenger RNA, 339 nt
Organism: Entamoeba dispar SAW760
Lineage: Eukaryota; Evosea; Mastigamoebida; Endamoebidae
Exons: 1
Coding region: 1-339 (112 amino acids)
Source: RefSeq, a predicted model, not a curated record